UAUUAUUAUUUUUUUAUUAAACGCCGAUUUGCGCUAUUCCCCGCCAACCAGCAAACUAAUCCCACCAUACCGACUUCUACUUUAGUACCAACAAUAAAUAAAACAUUAUCAAGAGUUACUACUCGGUGAUGAUAGUAUAGGCGCACUACUAGAUAUCUUGUUUCCUUUACCCUAAGACCUCUCUUUAUCAUGGCCGACGUACACGACGAUCCGGAUUCGGUGCCCGCGACGCCUGAUGAGCUGAUCGAUAGGGAUGGCAUGGGCAGCCCCGGUUCACCUAGCUCUAUUAACUCUUCAGAAGCAAGUACACCUCUCGAGACUCCCAACGAAAUUAACCCCGAGGUACCUAAGAGAAUGCCGUCGUUGCGCUCCGUUUCCGAUCCCCAAAACCCGGCCCAUCCAAUGUCUGCUUCCUCUACUCACCUAGGCGUUUUGUCCAAUGCAAGGCGCCCCGGUGCUGCUACGCAUAUGUCGAGUGGACGCCUACCUGAAGACCUUAACGCAAAAAUGCGAGCUUUCCACCUGUCGCGCCAGGGUAGUUCUCCUCUAAAUUCGCAGCAGGCCACACCACCUAGCGGGCCUUCCCCAGGCGGUCCAACAAUAGCCGGCCUACCUGGGCGCCUUCAAAUGUCUGGAAGUUUACAGAGACCCGGCGCGCCCUCGUUUCCAAAAUCAGCCCCUUCGGUACCCUCGGCAGGUGGUGGUUUAGCAGGCAAGAGGCGGUUUGGUUUUAAGCUUGGGGAUAUGGGCGGAGCUCCGCCUGCUUCACCCGUAUCCGGCGGUGUCAAUACCGGCCCCCAAACGAUGCCCAUUCAAAACGGGAAUGCCCACAUGUCACAAAUGAAGCAAUUCGAGGAGUAUAUCGACUCUGAAAAAGGAUACCUAACAUUUAAGGGUAAAGCGAUUAUUACUAACAAGGGAGUCAACUUCUCGGACGGAUCCGUGUUUAGAAUAUCGCUCGACGAAGUAGAGAAGCUCGAUGAGCUAGGGAAAGGUAAUUAUGGCACAGUUUACAAGGUGAGGCAUACGAAACCGAGGGUUCCGCGCUUCGGUCCUGGCCUCUCUGGAUUCAAAACUGCUUCCUUGCCAGGUGUUCCUACGGGCACGCAAGACAAGGUAGACGCCGAGACUAAAGUUGGGUCUACUACCGGUAUGGUCAUGGCUAUGAAGGAGAUUCGCCUAGAAUUGGACGAGGCAAAGUUGACAACCAUAUUGAAGGAAUUGGUAAUCUUGCACGAAUGCGCAUCCCCAUACAUUAUCGAAUUUUUCGGAGCUUUCUUCCAAGAAAGCGCAGUGUAUAUGUGUCUCGAAUAUAUGGAUGGAGGUUCUAUCGACAAACUCUACUCGGGAGGAAUUCCGGAAAAUGUGCUUCGUAAAAUUACGUACUGCACUGUAAUGGGCCUCAAGGAGCUGAAGGAUAAGCACAACAUCAUCCACCGCGACGUCAAGCCCACGAAUAUCCUCAUAAACACCCGAGGGCAAGUAAAAAUCUGCGAUUUUGGUGUAAGUGGUAAUCUGGUGGCAAGCAUCGCCAAAACCAACAUCGGAUGUCAAAGUUACAUGGCACCCGAGCGAAUCUCUGGCGGAGCAUUUAUGCAUGCCGGUGCGGGAGAUGGCACAUAUAGCGUACAAAGCGAUAUAUGGAGUUUAGGCCUGACAAUCAUCGAAUGUGGUAUGGGGAAAUACCCCUAUCCUCCAGAAGUAUCCUCAACAAUAUUCAGCCAGCUCAGUGCAAUCGUCGAAGGAGAUCCUCCCGAUUUACCGGAUCGAUAUUCUGAAGCUGCGCGAAUAUUCGUUCACGGCUGUCUCAACAAGGUGCCUAAGCUUAGGCCGACAUAUCAGGCACUACUAGCUUCCGAGUGGAUUGAAGACUUGACGAAGCCGGAGACCAUCGCAGAAGAAGAUGAGGAGGUAGAAGAGAAUGAUGUUAGCGCCGAAGCGGUUGCCGGCGCGGCUGAGAAAUUGGACCUCAGCCAUUCAAGCACCGAUGACGCGGAAGUCGCCGCAUGGGUUAAUGGAGUAUUGGAAAAGAAGGAAAGUGGACAGUAUGGCGAGGCAGAAGGGCAACCAGCGCUCCACCACGCCCCUCUUGAUGCCGUGAGCCCGUUAACCAGUCCACAAAUUGGGAAAUAGAAAUGGCAUGGUACUUCGCGAAGGCAAUUCCCAUUAGAUCACAAACAGCGAAGGGUAGAAUUUUCUCGCGAUAUGGUGGAGCAGGCCCUC
This is a messenger RNA of Daldinia decipiens, 2223 nucleotides long. RefSeq names its product kinase-like protein. NCBI's taxonomy places the organism in Eukaryota, Fungi, Ascomycota, Sordariomycetes, Xylariales, Hypoxylaceae. The transcript is spliced from 2 exons. Gene Ontology annotation, biological process: MAPK cascade; protein phosphorylation; cellular hyperosmotic response. The record is from RefSeq and is a predicted model, not a curated record. Bases 190 to 2133 code for a protein of 647 amino acids. Gene Ontology annotation, molecular function: MAP kinase kinase activity; ATP binding.